Molecule: messenger RNA, 2879 nt
Organism: Metopolophium dirhodum (rose-grain aphid)
Lineage: Eukaryota; Metazoa; Arthropoda; Insecta; Hemiptera; Aphididae
Gene: BBS8
Product: tetratricopeptide repeat protein 8
Exons: 10
Coding region: 1346-2857 (503 amino acids)
Biological process (GO): non-motile cilium assembly
Cellular component (GO): BBSome; ciliary basal body; non-motile cilium
Molecular function (GO): protein binding
Source: RefSeq, a predicted model, not a curated record
AGUAAAAACCUUGAAUUUAUCGUACCAAUUAUUGAAUUAUAUUCUGUGCCUCUCAGCCUCUGUGAAUUGUGAUAGGUAUAAAUAACGAUUUAAGAUAUUUAAGAAUUUUCGAAAGCAUAGGCCACAGACUUCUAUACUACACGUACUCUAUAUAAAUCUGUGAUGUUUGAAAGUGGUAAAUUCAAAUUUUUUACAAUAACGUGGGUCGUAAAAUAUGAGUGAAGAGUGAAGACAUAAUUGUAAUACAUUAUUAUUUAAUAUUUACUAUUGGACAUUCGUACAUUCUUACUUAAUUGUAUUUUAUACUCUAAAACCAAUAAAACUACCUCAACUAUAAAUAUCACGACUUGUAAGGAAUUAAUAUUGUUUCCUUUCGUUUUAUAAUAUUUGGUAUGUACCUAGUACACUUGUAUAUGCACCUACCUAAUCAUUUAGUUAUACAGACAUCUAAAUAUCUACUGUAAAUGGUUUUAAGUAUUGCUACAAUUAAUCACGAGUGUAAGUUGGGUAAUUUCUAAAUUAUUGUAUUUGUUAUUCCUUUUGAUUUCAUGAAAUGUCAGUUUGCUGUCAUUUUCGUUACAUCUCGACUAAGAUAUUGGACUGAUGAAGGCUAUCCUCACUAACUUUAGCAGAUAGAAUCCAAUGUGUAGAUGCCACAGUCUUUAUCUUGAUACCUUAACAAAUAUUUGUGUUUACUUUCAACUCAUUGUUGAGUAUUUAACUUAGACAAUUGAUGGUUGCUAUCUAAUUUUAUAUCUGUAUCUUGUAAAUUCUUCCUUAAUGACAUUCUAGAUUCAAACAUACUCAAUUUACUCUUGAUUUCUCAACUAAAUUUAAACACUUCGUCAUCAGCUGAACUAUAAAAAGUAUAAUUUUUACUUUUGUAAUCAGACUAGAUCACAACUUUUGUAUCCAUCUUUGAUCUCUUCAACUACCUCGAGAUCUAACUCAAGACAAUCCAAAUCUGACAGAUAUUCGUUGCCGUUUAUUGCACAAUCAUUUUUGGCAUCUUUCUUUGUGCAAACCUCUUCAAAUUAAAAAAUUGCGGUGAAGUAUUAAAUGGUUCCUGAACAACAUGAUAGAGCGCAUACCAAAUUAGCAUUGAUCGGUCAUGUAUGCAAAUAAACUCACCCGGUAUGCUAAACAAAGACAGCUGAUUCACCAUACAAUCAAAAUUAAAUAAAUCUUUAGUCCUGUCUCCUGUGGUUAUUAACAUAACCCGUCAUUUUCAACCUUUGCUCUUUGUGCGCUACUUUAUCAAUGAAACGGUCUAUAAUUUAAAAUAUUUCAAAAGACAACAUCUGGCUGGGUGCUCAAAACAAUUGAUAAUAAAUUAUUCCCGAAAAUGGACGACACAAAAGUGAUUGCCUCACUUGAUACUUUCUACUCUGCGUGCAUGGAUUUGCGAAAACACAACUACGACAAAUGCAUUGAGAGCUGCACAAUCAUAUUAUCGAAAAACCCUUAUGACCAGGCGGCAUGGGCUCUAAAAAUGCGUGCAUUAACCGAACAACUGUCUAUUGAUGAUAUUGAAGCAGAAGAAGAAGGCAUCGCUGAUUCUUACUUUAACUCUGAUGCAAUAGCUGAAAAUGCUAGAGUAGGUACAUCAUUAAGAACAGCACAAGACACUAGUAACCAAAGGCCUCGUACAGUUGGCGGAAGGCCCUUAAGUGGUAUAGUUCGUCCAUCAACUUCAUCUGCUGGAGGCAAUAAUUUACAAGUGGCUUUGAAAACACCACGUACCGUCGGUUCCUCAAGACCGUUAACGUCUCAAUCAGCUAGAAAUAUACGCCUCGGUACUGCUUCAAUGGUCUCCCAAAUUGAUGGUCCUUUUAUUAAUAUAUCCCGUUUAAAUUUUCCUAAAUAUGCAUCUGAUAAACAACUUUCAAAGUUGUUGUUUAACUACAUAUAUUAUCAACAAAACGAUAUUAGAAAUGCAUUAGACUUUGCUGUGGAAGCAACUAAAUGUUGCAACUUUGAGGACCCUUGGUGGAAAGUGCAGCUGGGAAAAUGUUAUGUAAUGUUAGGAUUACUACGAGACGGGGAAGCUCAGUUUAGAUCUGCUUUACAACAUGGACCUAAUAUUGAAGUGUUCUUGCGACUUUCACGAUUAUUCAUUCGCCUCGACCAGCCUUUAAGUUCAUUAGACAUAUGUCAGAAAGCCAUGUCUUGGUUUCCACAUGAAAUUACAUUACUCAUCGAAAUGGCUAGAAUAUUUGAGGGUCUAAACAAUAUACCAAUGUCAGUUAAAUACUAUAGAGAUAUACUUGAAUUGGAUGCAACAGAUAUGGAAUCAAUUGCGUGUAUUGGAUUACAUCAUUUUUAUUCUGAUCAGCCUGAAGUAGCCUUAAGAUAUUAUAGGAGACUGCUACAAAUGGGUUUAUACAAUGCUGAGCUUUUUAAUAAUCUAGGACUGUGCUCUUUCUAUGCCCAACAAUUUGAUGUAGUUACGGCAUGUUUUGAAAACGCAUUAAGAUUGGCAUUGGAUGAUAAUGCAGCGGACGUCUGGUACAAUAUCAGUCAUGUGGCAAUUGGUUUUGGAGAUUUGGAUAUAGCCGAGCACAGUUUGCAUUUAACAUUGUCUUUGAAUAGUUCUCAUGGUGCAGCUUUAAAUAACUUGGCUGUAUUGCUAUGGCGCAAAAACAAUGUGUCUCGGGCAGAAUCCUUAUUGAACUCUGCAAUAGCAGCUGAAGAUCACCUUUAUGAACCACAUUAUAACAGAGCUUUACUAGCUCAAGAGGAAGGUGAUCACCAAACAAGUUAUGGUAUGGUAAAGAAGUCGCUCUCAAUAUAUCCUAAUCAUUACAAUUCUAGAGAUAUUUUAAACGAAUUAAAAAAAUACUUUUCUAGUCUUUAAAAAUGAUUAGUUUAGUCUAUAA